AUGAAUCGACCAAGGAUCGUCGGCCAUGGCCUGAGAAGGCUUGUACAAAAUCCCCCUCGGGGGACUAGAGGCAUCGUCACGGAUGCGGACGUCGUGAAGGCGAGGAAGUACUGCCAGUCGCAGCUUCAACACAGCCACUACGAUGCCCACCUCAUCAGCCGCCUUCUCUCCCCUCGAGCCCAAGACGCCUACCUCGCCCUCCGCAGCCUGAACCUCGAACUCGUCCGCCUGCCCGAAGUCGUCUCGAACCCCAUGAUCGGCCAGAUGCGCAUGCAGUUCUGGCGCGAAUCCGUUGACAAGACCUUCGCAGGCAACCCGCUCGCCGAACCGAUCUGCGUGCUCCUCCACCAGGCCCUCCAAGACCUCCGCGCAAGGUCGCCGAGGAACAGCACGGCGGGCUCGAUGCGAUUCUGGGCGCAGAGGUUGAUCAAGACGAGGGAGAAGUACAUGGACAACCGGCCGUUCACCUCGCUCGCCGCGCUGGAGGAGUAUGCGGAGAACACGUACUCGACGCUCAUGUACGCCACGCUGGCCUCGAUGCCGCUGCGGUCGAUGCAGGUCGACCACCUGGCUAGUCAUAUUGGCAAAGCCUGCGGCAUCGUGGCAACGCUGCGCGGGAUUCCGGUGCUGGCGGCGCCGCAGCAGACGCAGGUCCACACCCCGAAUGGAACAGAGCCUGCGCGGCCGCGCGACCAGGCAUUGCUUCUGCCGCUGGAUGUGAUGUCUGAGGUCAACCUGCGCGAGGAGGAUGUCUACAGAUACGGACCCGAGGCCGAGGGGUUCCAGGACGCCGUUUUCAAGGUCGCGACACGAGCCAACGAUCAUCUCAUCACGGCGCGCGAGAUGCUGAAGAAUCUGCAGGCGGGACAAGGCGCAGGUCACGAAUUUGAGCACCAAGGCGAGGCGGAGCAUGUGUACGAAGAGGAGGACGAUGUUCAGCGGGACAUUAGGAGAGGAUUCGGGGUACUGCUGGAGGCAGUUCCUGCGCAGGAGUACCUCACAAAUCUUGAAGGGACGAAUUUCGACCCCUUCACAGUGCGACCGGGCAAGCUCGCCGAGGUGAAAGAAAUCGCCCUCACCGCCGGCCAAAUUAUACUCCGCAAUGGCGGCGUCAUCCGCGGCCUCUCCAACUGGGGCGUCUUCAUGCUGCCCCGCCCCGUCUCGAAGGCCCAGAUGAAGCAGAAGAACGGCCACUACUUCGUCAUGCGCUACGACGCCUCCUCCAAGACGCACGCCGAGAUGCGCAACACCAUCAACCUCGACCCCCGCGUCAUUCGUACCGCCCACGUGAAACUCGGCGACGGCAAGCUCGAGAGCGCGGCGCGGUUCGGAGAAGUCAAGUGGGAUAAAUGA
Messenger RNA from Colletotrichum karsti, 1353 nucleotides. Its product is annotated as phytoene synthetase/ ribosomal protein S6. The transcript is spliced from 4 exons. The record is from RefSeq and is a predicted model, not a curated record. Gene Ontology annotation, molecular function: structural constituent of ribosome; small ribosomal subunit rRNA binding. NCBI's taxonomy places the organism in Eukaryota, Fungi, Ascomycota, Sordariomycetes, Glomerellales, Glomerellaceae. Gene Ontology annotation, biological process: translation. The coding region runs from base 1 to 1353 and encodes 450 amino acids. Gene Ontology annotation, cellular component: ribosome; mitochondrial small ribosomal subunit.